AAACCCAUCAAAUGUGAAACCCAAAUGAGUUUUCAGCGAUCAAACACAGCCCACACUGCAGAGCAGAUCUUCCUGUAAACAGUUGGAAUCACCCCUGUGAGUGAUGGAGGAAUUAAAUGUUGAAUCUGAACGUCCUUGGACAUCUCAGAGAGGUCCCAGGAGCUCACAGAGGAGAUGUCACGGAGCUGUUGAUUGGUUUCUGGUGCCACUGAGUUUUCUCUUUCUGGCUGGUAUCAUCGGCCUCACCCUCCACUGCCACGACUUAACUCGUCAUUCAUUGACAGAAGCCAAUCUUACCGAGCGUCUCCAGGACAGAGAGAACCAGCUGUCCUCCCUGACUGAACAGAGAGACCUGCUGACUGCCAACCUCACUGAAAUGACUAAAGAGCUACAAAGACUUCAGAAGAAAACCUGUUCUGAGGGAUGGAAGUCGUUCUCUCGUUCCUGUUAUCUCUUCUCAAACCAGACUAAGACUUGGGAAGGAAGCAGACAAGACUGUAGAUACAGAAGAGCAGAUCUGGUGAUCGUGGACAGUCUUGAAGAACAGGAAUUCCUCACUGACAACCUCGAGAGAGACACUUGGAUUGGUUUGAGUGACAGAGACAACGAGGGCAUCUGGAAAUGGAUGGACGGCACUCCGCUGACUCAAGCGUACUGGUGGAGCGAUGAGCCUAAUAAUGCUGGGAAUCAUGGCAUUGGCGAAGACUGUGUUCAUCUCAUCCCUGACAAAAAAACAGAGGAAAACUGGAACGAUCUGAAAUGUGAUGCAUCCAAACGGUGGAUUUGUGAAGAAAAAUAGUAGCAGUUAUUGAGUGUUGAAAUGGCUCAUUUUCAAAAAAUGUACACUGUCUGUUAUUCAUAUGCAACGGCUUAAUGUGCGUUGUUGUAAUUCUUAAGGAUAGAGUGAUAACACUUUGUAAUAGCAAUCAUUGAUAAACAGUAAAAUGGUUAAUUUAGUGGUUACUCUCCAAACAAACCAUGACAUGGUAAUUAUUAGUUAUGCUAAUAUGUAUAUUACUUUGUCUUUUUUAUUGUUUAAUAACAUUUCAUAUAAUAUCAUGGGAUUAGCAUUAAGUCACAUCUUCCAGUUCGAUGUUUCCCUAUUAUGAAUAAUGUAUUAUGUAAUCAAGUGUGCCCAAAACUUCCCACUUCUUUUGCGGUCUUUGCGUCAUCAUAUGAUUGGUUGUGGGCUUCCGUUUUACUGUUUGGUAGCCUGCUUUUCUUUCCAUGUUAUUUCUCUUAGUGGCUUCCUUUGUACGUUUGUCAGCAGUUUUCCUUUUAUGCCAAUCUGAGGCGGUGUCCAUACAGAUAUUACUGUUGGUCCCAUAAUUUGUAUUCUGCACAUUGUUGCUGAAUUUGUAAAAAAAAAUAUCUGUUCUACUGUCUGAAUUACUGACAAAAGUGAAUAUUAUAUCACUGUGUUUAAAUAAAGAUUCUCCAUGUUGCUCUACA
Molecule: messenger RNA, 1452 nt
Organism: Labrus mixtus (cuckoo wrasse)
Lineage: Eukaryota; Metazoa; Chordata; Actinopteri; Labriformes; Labridae
Product: CD209 antigen-like protein E
Exons: 6
Coding region: 104-799 (231 amino acids)
Source: RefSeq, a predicted model, not a curated record